UUCCUAAGAAGAUUCUUCUUGACUUUUGACGUGAGACGAUAUGAACGGAAAAAUAAGCCUUCUCCUGCUUUUUCUCGUCUUCCUUACAUCGACACCAGGUGUGUGCCCACUGAGUUUCCAGGAAGUAAAUGCCAAGGCAGGUGAGAUGGCGGUACUGCAGUGUCCUUCUUACAGAGGGUACAGUGAUGGAGAUGCUGAGGUGUUCUGGACCAGUCACACCGUGGAUGAAAUGAAACUCUUCAACAUGUCAAUAUCAGCUGAGCAGAGGCAGAUGGGUGUGCUGGUUCAUGGAAGAAUCCUUGUCAUUCUCAGAGCUUCAGUAAACCAUCAGGGGAAUUACUCCUGCUCUUUUCGGAAUUCCAGCAGACGGUCCUGGAUAAGCCUCGAAGUAUACAAAGCGCAGUCCAGAGACUCUGAACAAAUGAACCAGAUCUCUAAAGAAUGUUACACAGAGGAGUACUGCAAUUUGUACUGCCCUGAAAAAAAUGUUCGUUUUAACACCCUGAAUAUCACCAGAAUCGGCAUCACAUGGCACAAGGAGGGCGGGUCAUCACCAAAAGACGGUUACUUCCCAAGUGUGAAAAAAGAGGACAGUGGCAACUAUACCUGCACCCGCUCUUACCUGUAUGAUGGUCAAAUAUAUAACAUGACCUCUACGGUGAAACUUGAUGUCCAACCAAGCAAAAUAACUGAGAAAGCAGUGAUAAUUUCACCAAAGAACAAGCAGGUAUUUGAGGUAGAUUUAGGCUCAAGAGUGGUGAUUGAUUGUAAAGCAGUUAUGAUGUCAGACACUGAUGACUUGUUUUGGUUAAGUGGAAGUUCAUUUGUGGAUGCAGACACUAGUCUAUCAGUUUUCUAUAAUGAUACAGGGUUCAACAGCAGAGAGGAAAUCCACAUGACAUCUCUAAUCUUCAGAAAAGUGUCAGAGGACGAUCUGUCAAAAAAUUAUACCUGUAAACUGCAAUCUGACUACCAAACAAGCUUUGUCACCAUCACCCUAAAACAAAAAGAAAUAACUGAGAAAGCAGUGAUAACUUCACCAGAGAACAAACAGGUAUUUGAGGUAGAUUUAGGCUCAACAGUGCUGGUUGAUUGUAAAGCAGUUAUGAUGUCAGACACUGAUGACUUGUUUUGGUUAAGUGGAGAUUCAUUUGUGAAUGCAGACACUAGUCUACCAGUUUUCUAUAAUGAUACACGGGUCAACAGCACAGAGGAAAUCAACAUGACAACAUCUCUAAUCUUCAGAAAAGUGUCAGAGGACAAUCUGUCAAAAAAGUAUACCUGUAAACUGCAAUCUGACUACCAAACAAACUUUGUAACCAUCACUCUAAAACAAAAAGCUGCUUCUUCCUCUUACUUUGAGGCUUUAUGGAUUGUGGGCUUUGUGCUGAUGGUGAUGGUACUAACAGCAGUUAUUUAUGCAAAGUUUAAAGUCGACAUCACGCUUUUCCUUCGUCAAAUUCUUGGCUGCCAUCGAACCAUCCCAGAUGGAAAAAGCUACAACGCCUGCUUGAUGUAUUACAAGAGUAGCACAGAUCCAGGACUAAAUGAAGAUGACAGAAAAAGGCUGGAGAGUGAAAUGAAGCACAGAUUCGGUUACAGUCUCUGUCUCUACAGUCCUGAUGUUGUACCAGAUAAAGGAGAGGCUGUGUUAGACUGCAUAAGGCAGAGUCAGACAGUGGUUCUGGUCCCCUGCUCAGAAGAUUCUGGUUCAGGAGUCGACCUGCUGAACAGUAUCCAAGCAUCCCUCAAGAAGUUGCAGACUCACGUGGUUUUGAUUAAAACUGAGACAGCCGGAGUCUUGAGCACAAGUUCAUCUUCAGAGGCCUUAAAACUCUGCAAAGCUGCAGACUGUGUCACCUGGAAGGGAAAAAGCUCCAUGCUGCCCUCUUCUGCCUUCUGGAAGCUGCUUCGUUAUUACCUACCUGCCCCGCAGAGAGCACCCAGAGCUUUAACAUGACUGUACAGUAUUUAGGAUGUAAGACUGUAUUUCCUCCACUGAACACACACAUGUAAUGGAAGCUCUUAAAACAUGUGGUUAUCCUAUUUGGUCUUUCAUCAAAUCAGCAAAGAGGCACAGAGAAGACGAUCAGACAGGAACUAGGGAGGAUCAGAAAGACAAACACAACAAUAUUGUCAUCCCCUAUGUAGCAUCUUUAUCAGAAAAACUCAGGAGAGUCUUCUCCGAGCACAACAUCCCAGUGUACUUCAGACCCAGCCACACAAAAACUGGUUCAUCCCAAAGACAGAACUCCUAAACACAAACUUAACAACAUAGUUUAUGCUGUACAGUGUAGCGAGGAAUGCCCAGACCUCUACAUUGGAGAGACCAAACAGCCACUUCACAAACGCAUGGCACAACAUAGAAGAGCCACCUCGACAGGACAACUCAGCCGUCCAUCUGCAUCUAAAGGACAAAGUCACUCCUUCGAGGACACCAAUGUUCACAUUUCGGACAGGGAAGAUGGUUAGAAAGAAGAGUGAAAGAAGCCAUCUAUGUCCACUGUGAAUGACCAUCUUUGAACAGAGGUGGUGGCUUAUGACACCAACUGUCUGCCAUCUAUAACCCAGUUUUGAGAUCCCUUCCCAGACGCCUUAAUGCCCACUCACAUCCUGGGCCCUUUGGCCUCAGGAAAUCACAUGAUAGGGUGGGGUUAGGUUUUACAAUGAGUUCACCCGAAACCUUGGCUGAUUGUGACCUACACCCAUUUUUCAUAUACAGACAACCUUAUUGCUGGUGAUAUUUUUAUUUUAUUUAUUUUUUCCCAUCUUCUGCAUUAUAUUGUAUUUUUUCUGUUAAUAGUGUUAUUUUGUAUUUUCUUAUGCUGAUGGGUUUGUUUAUUGUGUUGUCUUCUGAUUGCUGGUAUUGGUUCUUUAUAUUUUCCUUAUUUGUGCCUUUAGUUUAGUUAUACAGUUGUGUUCAAAAUAAUAGCAGUGUGUUUUAAAACAUGAGUAAAGCUCAAAAUUAUCAUUAUUAUUUCCAUUCAUUGGAAACACUGCACAUUAUAUUUUACAUCAAAACACGAUGAAAAAAGUAUCAACAGUUCAAUUCCUUUACAGGAAAACAUGAUAUUGGGCUGUUCAAAAAAAUAGCAGUGUCUGAAAUAAAAUAUACCCUGAGGUAUCUCCUAUCUGUGAGAAAUGCUCCCUAGCUGAUACGUUAAGCCACAGUUUUGUUUUUUGUCCCAAGGUAAAAGUAUUGUCUCAAAUUCUUCAUGUGCAGUUGAACCCUGAUCCACUAAUAAUUAUUCUGGGCAUAUUUGAUGAUACUGUGGGAAUAGACAGUGCAAAGCGAUGUUUUAUAUCCUACUGUAUUAUUAUUGCAAAGAAAGUUAUUCUUACUCACUGGAAGAAGAGAGAUCAACCCCCCUUAAAGCUCUGGCUUAAUGAGCUGGCAAAUACAUUACAUUUGGAGGGAAUACGAUAUACUCUUUGUGACAGACUCUCUUCUUUCAGUAAAAUUUGGGCACCUCUCUUUACAUUUCUGCAGCUAUAACCAGCAGUUACAGUUUUUUGGCUUCUCAUUAUGACAAGCUAGCCAGACAGCUGGGACUGGGGUUGUGGGCGUGUGGGAGGGUAUUGUACCAUGUUAUGUUAUGUUUUGUUAUAUUUGUAAUGCUAUGUGAUGUUAAUGUACAAAACAGAGCAACUAUCUGAUGCUGUAAAUUCCAUUGUCAUACAAACAUAUGAAUUGCUCA
This is a messenger RNA of Pelmatolapia mariae (spotted tilapia), 3698 nucleotides long. Its product is annotated as interleukin-1 receptor accessory protein-like. Lineage: Eukaryota; Metazoa; Chordata; Actinopteri; Cichliformes; Cichlidae. Gene Ontology annotation, biological process: signal transduction. Gene Ontology annotation, molecular function: interleukin-1 receptor activity. The record is from RefSeq and is a predicted model, not a curated record. The transcript is spliced from 13 exons. The coding region runs from base 41 to 1960 and encodes 639 amino acids.